Molecule: messenger RNA, 715 nt
Organism: Schistosoma bovis
Lineage: Eukaryota; Metazoa; Platyhelminthes; Trematoda; Strigeidida; Schistosomatidae
Source: the annotation of a GenBank genome assembly
AUGUAUGGAGGUUCUAUGUCUGGUAAAGAUGAUGAGUACGAUUAUCUGUUUAAAGUUGUACUAAUCGGAGAUUCGGGUGUCGGGAAAAGUAACUUACUCUCACGUUUCACAAGAAACGAGUUUAAUUUGGAAAGUAAAAGUACGAUCGGUGUUGAGUUCGCUACAAAGAGCGUGGAAAUUGAUGGAAGGACUAUAAAGGCACAGAUCUGGGAUACUGCUGGUCAGGAACGUUAUCGAGCUAUAACAGCCGCCUAUUACCGUGGUGCUGUUGGUGCGCUGUUGGUUUACGAUAUCACAAAAAGAGAGACUUUCAACAAUUUGGAACACUGGUUACUCGAGUUACGAAACAACGUAGAACUAGAUAUGGUUGUUAUGUUGGUUGGUAAUAAGUGCGACCUUAGGCAUCUUCGAACUGUAUUAACGGAAGAUGCGAAGCUUUGGGCUGAAAGGCAAGGACUUUUCUUCAUGGAAACGUCAGCUUUGGAAUCCACCGGGGUUGAAAGUGCUUUCUAUUACAUUCUUAAAAUUAGGUUGUUCAAGUAUAGAAGUGUAUGUUAAUAACUGGAUUGGACAGCAACACACAACGUAAAUUCAAGCCAGUCCAGAAGUCAUCACCACCACUGAACUAUUCAAGUAAAGUAUCCUGUGCUUUCCACAUGUAAUCCUUACUACUACUACUACUAUUCCGUACAGUUUCCAACCAACCAUAAUAUUC